This is a messenger RNA of Syngnathoides biaculeatus (alligator pipefish), 1608 nucleotides long. Its product is annotated as cell division cycle-associated protein 7-like. Gene Ontology annotation, cellular component: nucleus. The transcript has 9 exons. Bases 205 to 1599 code for a protein of 464 amino acids. The record is from RefSeq and is a predicted model, not a curated record. Lineage: Eukaryota; Metazoa; Chordata; Actinopteri; Syngnathiformes; Syngnathidae. Gene Ontology annotation, biological process: regulation of DNA-templated transcription.
UGGUGACAGUAUUCGCACUGCUCUUGUUAGGCAAAACAAACGCACCCGCAUAUAAAUCGUCUUAAUUGGCGGGCAACAGCACCUGACGCACUUCCGGCCUAGUUCGAACUGAAAUGCUAACACAAAAUUAAGAGAUUUUAAACGUCGUUUGUCUUUUUUGAUUUGUUUGUUGUGAUUAUAAUCACCAGGAAACAACGUUUUGGGAUGUUGCCGCUCACGAAGGAGCUGGCGGAACUUUUCAAGGAAGACUCUGACAGCGAAAAGACGUUUUACGGCUUCUGUGAUGAGGAGCUAAGCGAGCAGUCCGACGAGAAAAGUGACUUUGAAGACGAAAAAGAUGUUGGCCGGCCUCCAGUUCCGCCCGAGCAGCAGAGCAGCAAAACCUUCAGGUUGAGGGUCGCUCUCCGCUCGUCUCUGACGGCUCACAGCUCCUCUGAUAAAAAUGACGACGAGGACGAAAACUGGACCCAAAAGAGCCAAGUGAAAGAGAUUAGGCAAGUUCAUAUUAAAGAAGAACCCGAGGAUGUGUUUGACUCUUUCCUGCUGAAGAGAGAGCAGAACAUCAAGGCAAAUAAAGCGAUGUUGGCUCAGCUGAUGGCCGACCUGCAGAUGAUGCCAGGAGUUGCCGAUCUUCUGAAAAAGAAGCAAGCGGGAAAGCAGCCCAAAAACAAAUCUCGUCCACCCCGCUCCGCAAGGGAGCCCAGGAAGAACCCAGAGCGGGCGUCCCGCCGACGGACCCGCUCCAUGGGUGGCUGCGAGGACCCCCCGGGCCCCCGGGAGGCCGAGCUGGCGCUCAGCUUGGAAGAAGAACUUGUGGAGGUACGACAAACCCCGCGGCGGCAGAGCAUCCCGCGGCCCAAUCGGAGCUUACCUCACAUCAUCCGACCUGUGGACGACAUCUCAGAGAAGGAGCUCCAGCUGGUGGCCCACAACAUGACUGACAAAGUCUACAACAGAAUCACUGGCUCCACGUGCCACCAAUGUCGGCAAAAGACGGCGGACACAAAGACGUGCUGCCGCAGCGAGGACUGCCGGGGCAUCCAGGGCCAGUUCUGCGGGCCGUGUCUGAGGAACCGAUACGGGGAGGAUGUCAGGAAAGCACUGCUGGAUCCGAAGUGGCAGUGCCCUCCCUGCCGAGGCAUUUGCAACUGCAGCUUCUGCAGGCAGCGGGAAGGCCGCUGCCCCACGGGCAUCCUUUUCCCCCUGGCGCAGUUCCACGGCUUCUCGGACGUCCACUCGUACCUCAGCAGUCUCCACAGCAAACUGAAGAGCGAGGGUGACAACGCUGAGAUCGAGAACCGCGACUCUCCAGCCAGUUACAAUUCCAACAAAAAGACGGGACCACUCCUUGUUUUCACUUAUUUGCGUCUGGACCUUUGGUUUGAGCAUUUUGCCCUGUACAGCUUUCAAAAAAAGAAAAAAAAAAUAAAUCCACAGAUAAAAAUAACGAGGAAAAAGUGUCUGCUGGAGGGGGGGGGGGGGGUUCUUGGAACAUCGCGACCAUGUACGAACGCAUCAGUCGCUUCAUCUGCAUACAGCAAAAAAACUACUAAAGAAGGCAACCUCACAAUCGACAAGGACCAUCCUGCCCUCGGCUAAGAUUGCUGG